This is a messenger RNA of Lobosporangium transversale, 1266 nucleotides long. Its product is annotated as alcohol dehydrogenase, iron containing, 1, isoform CRA_b. Gene Ontology annotation, molecular function: alcohol dehydrogenase (NAD+) activity; metal ion binding. Gene Ontology annotation, cellular component: mitochondrion. The record is from RefSeq and is a predicted model, not a curated record. The transcript has 5 exons. The coding region runs from base 1 to 1266 and encodes 421 amino acids. Lineage: Eukaryota; Fungi; Mortierellomycota; Mortierellomycetes; Mortierellales; Mortierellaceae.
AUGGCUUCCUCUACCAUGCGCUUUGGUGAAGGGGUGACCAGAGAGGUGGGUCAGGAUCUGGCCAAUAUGAAAGCGCAAAAGGUGCUUGUCAUGACCGAUCCCAACAUUGCAAAGUUGCCUGUAAUGAAGACUGUAGUCGAGUCUCUCAAGGCGAAUGGUGUCCCAUUCGUAAUCUAUGACCGUACAAGGGUCGAACCAUCCGACCAAAGCUUCCAGGACGCCAUUGACUUUGCUAAGCAACAUAAACCAGACGUCUUUUUGGCAGUAGGUGGUGGCUCUGUCAUGGAUACCUGCAAAGCAGCCAACCUGUAUAUGCAUUAUCCUGAAGCAGACCUACUUGAGUUUGUGAAUUCGCCGAUCGGGAAGGGCAGCGUGAUCCACAAGACAUUAUCGCCAUUGAUUGCUGUUCCAACAACAGCUGGCACAGGAAGUGAGACCACGGGGACGGCCAUCUUUGAUUACAAACCACUGAAUGUGAAGACAGGCAUUGCCAAUCGUAAAUUGCGACCCACCCUGGGAAUUGUCGAUCCACUCAACACACAGACCAUGCCCCGCCAAGUCAAAAUUGCUUCAGGUCUGGAUGUACUGUGCCAUGCGCUCGAAUCCUACACAGCCAUACCUUAUAACGAACGCACCCCCCGUCCUACUAACCCAGCAGAACGACCAGCGUAUCAAGGAUCCAACCCAAUUUCGGACAUUUGGUCCUUGGAAGCCCUUAGAUUGACUGUCAAGUACUUGGCACGAUCUGCUAAUGAUCCUUUGGAUAAGGAGGCCAAUGCUGAAAUGUGUCUAGCUGCCUCUGCUGCCGGAACUGGAUUUGGCUCUGCGGGUGUUCAUCUCUGUCAUGGAAUGAGCUAUCCCAUUAGUGGACUUAACAAAAGCUACAAACAUCCAGAGUACAAUGUCGAUCACAAGAUCGUUCCCCAUGGAAUCUCCGUGGCGGUAACAGCACCAGCAGUCUUCCGGUACACGGGCGAGGCAUGUCCUGAUCGCCAUUUCAAGGCGGCUGAGAUCUUUGGCGCAGAUGUUUCAUCCAAGGUGCGGAAGGCCGAGAGUGCAGGACCCUUAUUAGCCGAACAAUUGACAAAGUUUUUGGAGAACCUAGGCGUACCCAAUGGAUUGGAGGCCUUGGGUUACACCAAGGACGAUAUCCCAGCCUUGGUCAAGGGAACGCUGCCUCAACACCGCGUGACUAAACUGGCUCCAUUAGAAACGGGUUCUGAAGCAUUGGAGAAGAUCUUUGCAGAUGCCAUGAAGAACUAUUAA